This is a messenger RNA of Didymella exigua CBS 183.55, 1375 nucleotides long. Its product is annotated as NIPSNAP family protein. Gene Ontology annotation, cellular component: mitochondrion. NCBI's taxonomy places the organism in Eukaryota, Fungi, Ascomycota, Dothideomycetes, Pleosporales, Didymellaceae. The coding region runs from base 137 to 1147 and encodes 336 amino acids. The transcript is spliced from 3 exons. The record is from RefSeq and is a predicted model, not a curated record.
CCCAGUACAACACGCCCAAUCCUCCACCUUUCUUCACCAAUUCGCAUCACUCUCACACGACGAGCUUGAAGCUUCCCAGGCACUCCCUCGAAAUUCCUCUACAAUACUAUCUUUUUACUAGCGGGCCUCUUUCACAAUGUUCACGCGACGUGCCUGCAGCAACGGACGCGGCAUGUUGCCCACCUCCCGCUCAGCGACUGUCUCCACGCGGUCUUUCGCAGCUGGCUCCAUCAUGCAGAGCUCAGCUCGAGCACCGGUAUUAGCUGAUAUCAUACCUGAUGCCGCUGCGAGCUUCAACAGAAAGCAGAAGGAGUUUCGUGAUAGCCUAGUCGCCGCUCAGAAGCAGAAGGAGCUGCAAGAAAAAGAAGCUCGCGCUCAUGAGCAGGAGAGCGGAAAGAAGAAGAGUGGCCCCCUAUCAUCACUCAUAUACGGAACUCCCGAAGGUCGAGAGCUCGACAAGGAUAUUGAGCGCAGCUUCUCGCAGGUUCUCGCACGCGGGAAGUACGUGCACUCGAUCGUGUUCCACGAUGUCAAGCCAGACAAGGUCGAAGAGUACUACGAGCUCGUCGGUAACUGGUACCCGAAGAUGGCCGCCAUUCCCAAGAACAAGGUGCACCUCGUGGGUAGCUGGAGGACUGAGGUGGGCGACUGCAACACAUUUGUCCACAUCUGGGAAUAUCAACGCUACGAAGGCUACCACCAAGCAUUACACAAUAUCCAAUCGCACCCAGAGUUUGGUGCCUUUGAUGCGAAGCUGAGGAGCCUUAUUCGAUCGAAGCACACUUCGCUGAUGCAAGAGUUUUCCUUCUGGCCUACAACCUCCCCGCGCCAACUCGGCGGUAUCUUUGAAUUGCGCUCUUACACACUCCACCCGGGUAAUCUGCUCGAGUGGGAGACGCACUGGAGGCGCGGCUUGAAGGCACGCAGGGAAGUCAUGGAAGGCGUCGGCGCCUGGUUCUGCCAAAUCGGUGAACUGAAUACGGUGCACCAUCUGUGGCAGUUCGCUAAUCUGGAGGAGCGUAAGGUGCGCCGCGAGCAAAGCUGGAAUGUUGAGGGAUGGGGUGAGACUGUGCACAAGACAGUCCCUCUCAUCCAGACUAUGAAGAGCCGGAUCUUGGUCCCCUGCGACUGGAGCACUGUCGCAUAAUGUUCAUCUCCCAGCAGACGCGCUCAGUGGCCUAGUAUCUGAUCAUAGUGAUUGAGUCUUGCUGCAGUCAGUGCAGAUCGAUGAGGAGACGGGUGCAGACUGAGAUAGAAAGGUCUCAAACGAUGAUUAUUGGCGAUCAUUGUAAAUUGUAAACAAUGUAGCACCUAAGCACAAGCACAUGACGCUAUGCAGCAUUCUGCACUUUACCCAAUUUGAGCUGGUUCACCG